GUGACAUUUUUUUUAAUUUAUCAAAACGAGGUUCCUGAAAGUGCUUUUGUAUUCACUGUGAAACAUGGCAUGAAUUCGUACAUUUCACUUUACUUUAAGCUCCAUUCCUGGUAACUGCACAGGUUUUUAAAGAUUUAUGAGGACAUAUAUGAUUUCACUCAACAUGAAGAAUUGUAAAUAAGAAGGUAAGGAGGUUUUAAUGUACCCUGAAAUAAUAUGUAGUAAUAAUUAUGUGCAACAUUCUGAGUUGAUUCUACAGAGCAUAAACCUUUCAUGUAUUUAUCUACCAUUAAUUAUAAUCCUGUUGAAAUACACACACUGAUCAGGUAUAACAUUAUGACCACUGAGAGGUGAAGUGAAUAACACUGAUGACCUCCUCAUCAUGGCACCUGUUAGUGGGUGGGAUAUAUUAGGCAGCAAGUGAACAUUUUGUCCUCAAAGUUGAUGUUAGAAGCAGGAAAAAUGGGCAAGCGUAAGGAUUUGAGCGAGUUUGACGAAGGGCCAAAUUGUGAUGGCUAGACCACUGGAUCAGAGCAUCUCCAAAACUGUGUUCUGCUGGGAAACCUUGCGUCCUGCAAUCCAUGUGGAUGUUACUUUGACAUGUACCACCUACCUAAGCAUUGUUGCAGACCUUGUACACCCUUUCAUGGAAACAGUAUUCCCUGAUGGCUGUGGCCUCUUUCAGCAGGAUAAUGUGCCGUGUCACAAAGCAGAAAUGGUUCAGGAAUGGUUUGAUGAGCACAACAACGAGUUUGAGGUGUUGACUUGUCCUCCAAAUUUCCCAGAUCUCAAUCGAGCAUCUGUGGGAUGUGCUGGACAAACAGUCCCAUCCGUGAAAAGGAAGUGUUUAUAUUAAUGUGGAUUAGGAAUUUAUAUGCUAAUUAAGCACAACCCUGCUCACCAGGUGACACAUAUAUCCAGACCCUAGUUAGCUCUGAAGGUGAGUGAAGUGUGAGCUGAUCAUCCUUCCGUCAUGAGUGUAUGUGAGAGAUCUGCUCUUUGCUGUCUCCUUCUGCUCGGUCUGAUCCAGACUCCGCUGUCUGUAACAGCAGGGAAGAUCCUCAUCUGGCCAGGAGAAUUUAGCCACUGGCUCAAUGUCCAUGCUAUCAUGGACGAGCUAAUCGCAAGAGGACACAACGUGACGAUCGUUACCCACAGUGCUACACCGUCUAUAAAGACAACUCAGUCUCAGGGCUACAACGUGGACAUCAUACAGGUGCCUUACACCAAGCAGGACGUCAUUAACAACCUGGAAAACUUUAUACAGUACUGGAUGUAUGAUGUUCAACAUGACAAGAUAAUCCAAACUUCUCUGAAGAUCAAGGAGAUCUUGGAUGAGACUACAGAGCAGAAUCACGCACUAUGCAGGGAGGUUUUUGGACGUGAAGAUCUGCUGGAGAAGUGGAGAAAGGAGCAGUUUGACGUCCUUCUGACAGACCCCAUGUUGAUGUGCGGCGAUCUCCUGGCUUUAAAACUCAACCUGCCGCUCAUCAUCAGUCUGAGGUUCAGUUUUGGGAGUUCUAUGGAGCGACUCUGCGGGCAGCUCCCAACACCUGCCUCUUAUGUUCCGGCGGCCAGCCUGAGCUACACAGAUCAGAUGGAUUUCCCACAGAGAGUGAAAAACGUGCUGUUUAAUCUCUUUCAGGACUUUCUGUUUAUGAUCGUGACUGCAGUAAUGUGGAAUCCUGUGUAUACAGAGCUUGGGGGUAAGUCAAGAAACCAUCUGGUGAUGAUAUUAAGUCAUUCACUUUACAAGGAAAUGCAAGUCCAUAAAAGUUCAUAUUUAAGACUCUUAGAGCCUUUAGAGCCGACAGGUUACAAAAUGCACUCAAGGUAUCAUUUAUGUGGUAUCUUUUAUGUAAGUCAAAAGUAAUAGCUACUACAACAAGAGGCUGAUAUUAAGAUUUCUGAAAAAUAUAUAUGGAUUAUAUGGAAAUAAUAACAUAUUUGAAUUCAUGCAUUAAAGCUAACCUUAUAAAAACAUUUAUCCACACCUUCUGAACAUUACAGAGUGUGUACCUGAUGAAGGGACUCAUCAUGAUGCACUUUACAGCCAAAAAUGUCGCUCUGUGUGAUUGUACUCUAAGUGCAUCAGGAGUAUGGGUUCUGAGGACAGUCUGGCCGGAGUCCCUGCUGGAUCCCAAGCUUUUCGGGUCUCAGAUCCUUGCAGAAAAAAUUAUUUAUUUAAUUAUUAUUAAAAUUAUCCAUCAGUCUGUUUUUGCUUGAAAUGCUUACUGAGCUGCUGUGGUUCAACUGGUUUGUAAUUGGGGUUUUUUGUUAUUGUUAAGCACUCACCACUGUGGAUGUUUAACACGACAAAUCACUGAGCAUACUCUUAAUCAUGAUAUUUUAUUGCUCUACUCUCUGGUGGUCUGCUAGAUCAGAGUCCAAAACAGCAGUCCUUGCUGAAUUAAUCCUGUUAAGAUUUAACAUUAGCAUAUAAAGGUUUUUUCCGACGUAAGUGAAUAGUUAACCAUUUGGGCUAAUGAGUUCUAAAAUCCCCUGAUCAUUGUCCAUUUACCCAUUCACGCACCGCUAAUCUAGAAUUCAGUCCAGUGUGUCAUAUUUCACCCAAGCAUCUUUUGUAUCUACGAGGACUAAGGCAUUGUUAACGAACCUGCUUUCUGUUCACACUUCUGACCACGCUAAAGUUAAAGAUCCUUUGUAUACAGAGUUUAUGGGUAUGUCAAGAUACCAGAGCCCAUUGUCAAGUGGGACACUUUUAUUCAGGAUAAACAAUACAUUGAUGCAACGUUACAGGACAAAGUUACUCUGAACUGUGGUGAAUUGUGCAGCUUUGAAAGCUUUUCUUUUUUUAAUCCUUCUUUUAUUUACGUUUACAUUUACAGCAUUUUGUAGACGCCCUUAUCCAGAGCCACGUCCAUUGUACUAUUAGUCACAUGUUUCCUCUAAAGUUUGCUGCAUGAGCUCAGAUGUCUGACUCUCCAGCCAGAAUGGGUGUGUGUCAGAGAGCUACGCUCUGUAUUCUGUUCAUGCUGGGUCUGAGACAGUGUGCUUCAGCAGGCAAGAUCCUCAUCUGGCCUGCAGAAUUCAGCCACGGGCUCAACCUCAGAUCCAUCAUAGACGAGCUCAUAGCCAGAGGACACAGCGUGACAGUUGUCACUCACAGUGCCACACCGUCUAUAAAGACAGAGCAGUCUCCGGGCUACAGUGUGAUAGCCAGAUAGCUUGUUUUUAAUCUGUUAAUACAUAAUGUGCUGCUAAAGCUUUUUUAAAUAAAAAUAAUAAUAAUCCACAGACAUAAUGUUUUCUACAGACUUUUAGACCUGUACGUAUGCUCGGUUAUAUGCCUUCAUAACUUCCUCAUUAGCUUAGUCUGGAGUCGCCCCAGUAUGUGUUGUCAUUAGCACAUAAUUUGCAUUGAGUCAACAUUAUUGAACAAAUUCAUGGUGAUUUUCAGAUUAAGUUCAACAUUUGCAUUAAAACUUUGUAAACGCUUCACAGCUCACCCUUCACUGAUUUUAUUUCAAGUUUAACAUUGAUGGAGGAAUUAAAUGUUUGGUAAAUAUAAAUCGGCCCUUGCCCUGUAAAUCUGUGUGUGUGUGUGUGUUUGUUUAAUGUGUAUUUGCAGACAGUGGUUAAUGUCUUAACCAUGGUUAACCGUUUCUGUAAUAUUUAUUAGCAUGCUGCUCACUGGAUCUCCGGCUUGGAUACAAGUGCUGUGAAGAUUGACUUGUGACUCACAGUAAGAGAUCUGUAUAAGAUAUUAUGCAGCCAUCAUGAGAGCACGUGCGAUAUCUGCUGUCCAUCUUCUUCUCCUGCUCAGUCUGAGCCACAGUCCACCCUGCACGAUGGCUACUGUUGCUCAAAUUGCUGAAGAAGUUAAUGCUGGUUCUGAUAGAAAGGUGUCAGAACACACAGUGCAUCACAGUGGGUCAUAAUGUUAUGGCUGAUUAUUAUCCAAAUAAUUACGGAGCUCAAAGCCUUGUCGAUAAAAUCAUCCAUCAGUCUGUUGUUCCUAAAAUUAUUUACUGAGCUGCUGUGAAAUUUAGUUAAAAGGGUAUUGCAAGAACAAUGCACUUAAUACAGACACUUUUGAGUGCCAGUUGGUUUGUAAUUGGUGUUUCUUUGGGUUCUGUCUGCUUGGGGGUAAGUAAAGAAACCAUCAGAUGAUGAUAUUAAAUCAUUCACUUUACAAGGAAAUGCAAAUCCAUAAAAGUUCAUAUUAAAGACUCUUAGUCCUAGAGCUGACAGGUUGCACUCAAGGUAUCAUUUAUGUGGUAUCUUUUAUGUAAGUAAAAAAUAAUAGCUACUUAAGGGAAGCUUUUAUAGGAAAACAAACAACAAAAGGCUGAUAUUAAGGUUUCUGAAAAAUAUAUAUGGAUUAAAUGGAAAUAAUAACAUAUUUGAAUUCAUGCAGUAAAGCUACAUUUAUCCACACCUUCUGAACAUUACAGAGUGUGUACCUGAUGAAGGGACUCGUCAUGACGCACUUUACAGCCAAAAAUGCUCUGUCUGAUUGUACACUAAGUGCAUCAGAAGUACGGGUUCUAAGGACAGUCUGGCUCCCCGCUGGAUCCCAAGCUUUUCGGGUCUCAGAUCCUUGCAGAAAAAUAUUUCCAUCAGUCUGUUUUUGCUUGAAAUGCUUACUGAGCUGCUGUGGAAAUAUUUGUUAAAAGGGAACUCAAAAAUUUCCAUAGCUGAAAACACUUCAGAAAUGGUGUCAGCUGGUUUGUAAUUGGGUUUUUGUUGUUGUUGUUGUUGUUGUUGUUGUUAACCACUCACCACUGUGGAUGUUUAACAUGACAAAUCACUGAGCAUACUCUUAAUCUUGAUAUUUUAAAGUUCUAAAAAUCCCCUGAUCAUUGUCCAUUUAUCCAUUCAUGCACCGCUAAUCUGUUGGUGCUGAAGGAAUUCAAUCCAUUGUGUCAUAUUUCACCCAAGCAUCUUUUGUAUCUACGAGGGCUAAGGCAUUGUUAACGAACCUGCUUUAGUAGGAUUUUUUUCCUCCUUGCAGUGUUAAUGAAUGAGUUACAAAAUCUCUUGGUGUUCCUGGUCAUAGCAUAGUAGGAUUUUUAACACAAUGGAUUAAGAGACUGGUAUAAUGUUCUACAAGGCACUUUGAGUUGUUUAUCCUGAUCGUGCUUAUUAGCUUAUAAAUGACCUUGUACUACAACUAAUGCGGAUUGGGAAAUAAUGUGUGAAGUUCAUCGUAACCUGUGGAACAGGUAGGGUCAAAGACCAAAGAUCUACAGUGUUUCUUAUUUGCUCUUUAUGGUGGAUUGUGUAAAGGUAUACGACGCAUAUAGAUUCAUGGUCUCUCGCAAGCCAUUUGUUUAGUCACUGUUCUCUG
This is a messenger RNA of Hemibagrus wyckioides, 5314 nucleotides long. Its product is annotated as UDP-glucuronosyltransferase 2A2-like. Gene Ontology annotation, molecular function: UDP-glycosyltransferase activity. The transcript has a single exon. The record is from RefSeq and is a predicted model, not a curated record. Lineage: Eukaryota; Metazoa; Chordata; Actinopteri; Siluriformes; Bagridae. The coding region runs from base 974 to 1873 and encodes 299 amino acids.